Pelodiscus sinensis (Chinese soft-shelled turtle) is the source of this 3740-nucleotide messenger RNA. It is a transcript of the gene CCDC197, whose product is annotated as coiled-coil domain containing 197. NCBI's taxonomy places the organism in Eukaryota, Metazoa, Chordata, Testudines, Trionychidae. The record is from RefSeq and is a predicted model, not a curated record.
UGCAACACAUUCUGACGUUGCUGUUAAUAUAGACUGCUCUGCAUCUGAGUGCAGUUAAAACAAUGCACUUCUAAUUGCUUUGUUGUAGAUAGAAGUAUGUUGCAAGCUCUGUCCCCUUUGCAGAAGGAAAACGAUACUGCAACGCACAUGGCUUGGGCAUGAGGUUUUGCAGGGAGGGGAAAGACGCCUGCUAGAUUCCCAAAAUCACCAUGAGUGACCUGGAGUCCCUGGCGGUGCUGAGGGACGAUGACCCUAGGUACUCACUGCAGCUGGAAAAUAGAAGGAGGAAUGUUUUUGUGACCCAGUUAGGGGAACACAGGGAAGAAGAGGAUAAAGAUGUUACUCAUAUUCCCAUCAUCAGAGAGGCCCCCAGCAAGAUUCUUGAGACUGAUGCAAACUCUUUGCAAAAAACCUUGAUUCUGAAGAAAGAGGUGGAAUUUGAUCAUGUCACAGCAGAGCUGAUUGCUAAGAGGCGGGAAUUUAAAGAGCGGAUGGAAGCAGUGGCUAAGCAGAGAGCACAGUUUGCCAAAAAGCAGCAGGAUAGCAGAAAUCAAGCUCUUAAAUUUGACAAAUUUCUUAAGGAGAAUGAUGUGAAGAGGAGGCGCGCACUCCAGAAAUGCCAAGCAGAAGUAAAAAUAAAUGAAAUAAAACAGAGAGAGAUAGAUAAGCUGGUAGCAGAACUUGAAAAACUCAAAGUCAGACAACAGAAUCUGCAGAAGAAGGCAGCCAAGCACAAAGUGUAUGAAGAUUUCCUACUGAAAAUGAUUGACCUGUUGCCUGAUAACGAUCUAGGAUGUGGUGCAGACUUGGUCAUUGGAGCUGUUAUCAGGCGGCAUGACAUGCUGUUGUCUACAAACCAGACCUUGAUAAAGAACUCGAUCGCCCUGUCAGAUGACUAUGAGAAAAGCCAGCGUGACCUUGAAACCUUGCUACGGGAACAUGAUACCACAAAACUUAUGCUGAUUAGGGAACUGUCUGAGCUUCAAAUGACGUACAACAGAAUACAGGAGAAAAACAAACAGCUGGAUGUCAUUAUUAACCAUGAGAAAGGUCACUUCCGAUAUCAGAGUCAAGAACUAGGCAGCUUGUUGCUAGCUAUCUCCAACCUGGCUGAGCAAUGCCACAUGCAGCACUAUGGCCCCUUGCAGGAAAUGGAAUGGUUGUCGAAACUGGACAUGAUCCAAGAAUUCAUACUGGAAAAAAAGCAUAUUCAGCAAUUAGCAGCUCAUGCUGAUGAAUCUGGGACAUUGCUAUCUAAUCUUGGGGACCAAACUCAGAGCAGAAAAAUGGGAAUCAUCAAGAAGAAGUUCCAAAGCCAAGUUCCAGCAGACGGUGGUGUAAUUCAGCUGCUUAAAAACAUGGGAAAAGCAUCAUUGUGACACUUUUGUAUUAAUGCAUUGCAUUUCCAAAGCAAUGGAAGAGAGGAAAUAUACCUGCUUCCUGCGAUUUACUGACUUUUCCUAUUGUAAAUUGCUUCUUUCUAGUGACUUCGUAUUUAAUAUUUGUGUCUACCGUACACACAUAAGUUUGGAAUCGGUUCUCCCAAUUAUUGGACUGUAAUUCAGAAGCCAAAAAGCCCCUCAAUAAUUCAAAUGAAAAUUACAUUGGUUUUGGUAUAGUGAUUAUAGGAUUGGUCCAUUACUAACUGUGGGUUUUAUUCCUGACCCCGCCAGAGAAAUUAGUAAGGUAUUCAUUUAUGGUAUUCCAUUCUUUGACCAAAAAGUAAGACAAAAAUGAAUACAAUUAUACAUAUUGGAUCACAGUGUGAGAACGGUUAGUUGUUUGUAAAACACACAGAUCCUUAUCUGAAAAUUGCUAUGUGGAGGCCAAGUUUCAUUAUGUUGCACUGAGUGGUUUUUAUGUGUGCUUGUUUGAAAUGACAUCUGAGGACAAGUUCUAAGCUAUACUGAUUUACAGCAGUUGGCCCGAGACUUUUUCAGUGUCAUAACAAGGGUUUCAAUUCCCUAUUGCUAAGAGAAGAAAUUGAAAUAAGAUGUACAAAGUGACUUAUCGACUUGAAAAGCUAGAGGAGCUUAGAUUCAGAGACCAAGAAGUUCAGUGCUGGGUUAAUGGCCUUUUGACCCAGUUCAAAUAUAACAUCAGUUUAAUAGUUUAGAGAUUCAGAUGGUCAAGUCUCCCAUGACACCUAAGGAAUGAGCCAACUAAUAAUGGCUUAUGUGCAGGGGAACCAUUAUUAAUUUAUACAUUUUAUUGUGUGUUGCACUUCCAUGUUUAUUGUUAUAGGUUACUGUGAUGUUCAGCAUUCAUUCCUUCACUUCUCUCAGUUUAGAUCACAAUUAAAGUAAAUUUUUAGGCCCAGUUAUUACAACAAAGCUCCCAGUCAUGGACUAGCACCUAAUUGUGCUAGGUGCUGUACAUACAGAGAAAAAAUAUUGCCCACUGCACCUUCUUGAGAACUAAAGCAAGGGAUCAGUUUCAGAAUCUCAUAGAUUAAUUAUCCUCCACUUGGUCUCACUCCUUGUCCAAAACAGAAUCCAAAACAGCUGGCUGUGUGGUGCUCUUGUAAGAAUAAAAAAUCACUGUUCAUUCUUGAGAUGGGAAAUUGAUCUUAUGUUGAAGUGUGAGAACACAAUUUACAAGAUUAGGGAUUUUUUUCCUUCUAAUUGGCACUGAUUUGUGCCUCAGUUUCCCCAUCUAUAAAAUGAGGAUAAUUUUUCCAUUAAGUAUAAGUCAAUAAUAUUUGUAAAAAUGCUUUGAGAUUCCCAGGUGGAAGGUGAUAUGGUUAAAAAAAUCCAGAGUGGAGACUGUCUACAUUACUCAUUCAGAUCUUUCCCCAUUCUUGUUUUCUCUGCCAUGAUCAGAUGUUAUGCAUUUCCUUUGUGUAUUGCACCUUCCACAUCUCCCAGCAUGAAGUUUUGCAAAGGAGAAAACCGAUGGACAUCACUUUAUACAAACUAGGGCUGGUCAAAAUAUUCCCAUCAAAACUGUUUUUGAAGGAGAAUUGGGUUCUUGACUACACAAAAAUGUUUUUUGAAAUAUUUCAGCUACAAGCUAAAAUAUUUUGGCUGAAAAUUGGAGCUGUAGUACCUCUGAGGAGUUGCAGUUUGCUCCUCAUGUACCCUUUCUAGACUUUAUCUCCCAUACUGCACCUUGCUCAGAAACUCCAUAAGCUUCUCCUUACCAAGAGGGCCAAUCAGAAAGCAUUAUGAGUCCAUUUGUCUGAAUUUGACUUUUAUGAUAAUAUUGAUGGACAACAAUGAUGUUUAUUUUAAACUAUUUUAAAAUAUUUUAUCAAUUUAAACUUUCACAGUUGCCAGAAAGUGGGGGACUGGGGUAGAGUGUCCAUACAAUAACCAUUUAGCAACAGAGGAUGUUAAGAUUCAAAAUGUUAAAGCUUUAGAACAGUUAAAACACAAAUUGUCAACAUCUAUCAAAAUAUGCCAAAUAGAUUUGCUAAAAUCAAACUCUAAGCUCUGAAGCAGCAUUUUUCUUCUUUUGCCUAUCUGUAAAUUUCUGUCAUUGCUGAUGGGCAACAUUUUGAUUGGUUUGUAUGGUGAAAUUGACAUUUACUGAUACUUAAAGAUCUAAUCCUUUAAAGCCUAAUUCUGACAGAUGUAGUGCAUCUGAUGAUUCCAGCCCACAGAGGAGCAAACAACAGCUCCCAGUUUGUGCCACCACUCCUGUUUUUAGCCAAAUUCUUAGGCUAUGUCUACAUUUGCGAGUGUCCACACUACAAGCCCAUUCUUGCGCAAGAAAGUUUACAGUAGAUCGUCAGACGU